AUGAUGAGGUCAAUAUCCUUGACCAAGUCUCAGAAUGUCACGGCAGCUGCUCUCAUCAGAGAACCUUUCGGCAUGCUUGCCGAUGAUUCCUUUCAGAGUGCUUGUUGCGAGGAUGCCGCCAUUAUUGUAGAGUUGCUAAGCAUUUCUUUGUGUACAAAAAACGACUUCCGACGUGGGUAUGUCGAGAAGAGCUACGCGGCACACCGCUCUGACCGCGACACACACAUCUUUCUCAAAAGAGGAAAAGUGAGCUCGCUUUCGUGA
This is a messenger RNA of Plasmopara halstedii, 264 nucleotides long. RefSeq lists its product as uncharacterized. Lineage: Eukaryota; Oomycota; Peronosporomycetes; Peronosporales; Peronosporaceae. Bases 1 to 264 code for a protein of 87 amino acids. The transcript has 4 exons. The record is from RefSeq and is a predicted model, not a curated record.